This is a messenger RNA of Drosophila suzukii, 2078 nucleotides long. RefSeq names its product phospholipid scramblase 1. Gene Ontology annotation, cellular component: plasma membrane. Lineage: Eukaryota; Metazoa; Arthropoda; Insecta; Diptera; Drosophilidae. Gene Ontology annotation, molecular function: phospholipid scramblase activity. Gene Ontology annotation, biological process: plasma membrane phospholipid scrambling. The record is from RefSeq and is a predicted model, not a curated record.
UCACUCUUCGAAAGCCACCUGAUUGAGCGAAUUUCAUUUUAUUGGAAACUAUUUAAAAUACUGUGCUUUCAAAACAAAAGCAACAUUGUUGCGAUUUCGUUGGGGGCGUGGCCGCAACAACUCCGCUCCAGUGCAACAACAACAGAGCACGCGGAGAGCAGAAGCAGAGCAGGAAAAGUCGGAAAAGACAGGGAAGUCCCGGAAAAUGAAGAGCAACGUUAAUCAGGGCGGUUACGCCCCACCCGGUUUCGGAUCGGGAUUCCAGCCAAACGCCCCUCCCGCCGAGGGAUUCGGUUACCCCCCGCCGAGUGGCUCCCCCUAUCCACCGGGCCCCGGUCAACAGCAACCGCCGCCGCCCAUGAAUUACGGCUUUACGCCAGGUCCUCAGCAAGCCGGUUACGCGCCCGUUCCCCAGAUGCCCCCGUACGGAGAGACCCCGCCCUAUGGAGCCGGACAGCCACCCUAUGUGGGUGGUGGGGGAGGAGGACCACCGCCACAGGCCUAUGGGGGAUAUCCCCCGGGACCGGCGGGACCAGGAGGACCUCCACAAGCAUUCGGUGGCUAUCCACCGGGUCCGGCAGGUCCAGGAGGUCCUCCACAAGCAUUCGGGGGCUAUCAACCGGGUCCGGCAGGACCUCCACAUGCCUUCGGAGGAUAUCCACCAGGACAGCUCCAACAGCCCAUUGUCACGCAGCCGGGAAUGGGUCCAGGAAUGGGUCCGGGAAUGCAACCUCCGCAGGGCGGACCAGCGGGAGACUGGAUGAGUAUACCUACCGGAAUUCCGAACUGUCCGCGCGGAUUGGAGUACCUUACGACUAUCGACCAGCUUUUAGUUAAGCAGAAGGUCGAGCUGCUCGAGGCCUUCACCGGCUUCGAGACCAACAACAAGUUCACGAUCAAAAACGCCCUGGGACAGAAGGUCUAUUUCGCGGCGGAGGACAAUGACUGCUGCACCCGCAACUGCUGCGGACCUUCGCGUCCCUUCGACAUGCGGGUCUUCGACAACUUCCAACAGGAGGUCAUCCACAUGCACCGGCCGCUGGCCUGCUCCUCCUGCCUGUUUCCCUGCUGCCUGCAGAGCAUCGAGGUGUCGGCACCGCCCGGCAAUGUCAUCGGCACCAUCGAGCAGGAGUGGUCCAUCUGCUCGCCCUCUUUCAGGAUCCUCAAUCACCUGGGCGACACGGUGAUGCGCAUCGAAGGACCCUUCUGCACCUUUUCGCUAUGCGGCGACGUUGAGUUUAAUGUUGUUUCGCUCACGGGCGAAAAGGUAGGCAAGAUUUCGAAGCAGUGGUCGGGCCUGGCACGGGAAAUUUUCACGGAUGCCGACUUCUUUGGCAUCAGUUUCCCCCUGGACCUGGAUGUGCGCAUGAAGGCCGUUCUGCUGGGCGCCACAUUCCUGAUUGAUGCCAUGUUCUUCGAGAAGUCUGCAAACCAAGAAACCGAUAGACCCGGCAUGUUGUAGAGAUCCUGUGGUGGCUUGUAUGGCGAUGAUUUAUGCCUAGUGGGUGGAUGUUGUGCCGAUUGUGACGAUUGCUGCGAUUGCAAUUGUGACGAUUGCGGCGAUUGUGGCGAUUGCAAUUGAGACUUUUAGUUGUUGUACAUUAUUUUGAGUUGCCGCUUUAUCCAAAUAUCUUCCCUGUGAACUGUCGCUUACUAGUCUUCUGUACCAAAUGCUUAUUGAUAAAAAUGGAAUCGAGUAAUGGAACUCCUUGUGAAAACAAACUGAAAAUCAAACCUAUUAAACUCAGGCUUCCUUUAACGGUUCAUUGCCAGGAUAUAUAAAACUAACUUUAAGUUAUGAAGCAUUUUUAAUAUUUCGCCUCAUCAACGAAUUAUAUUCAACGACAAAUCUGCUUCGAUCAUGAAUUUAUAACGAUGCACACUGAAGCAAAAACUAACGAACGAACUAUUCGUUGUUAAACCAUGUACUUUAAACUGUAUUUUUGAGUGUCUUAUGUAUAGAAACAUAUAUACCAAUGUUUAUUGUUAAGCUGUCAGGAAAUCUAUAUAUACCCCUACUUGUAUUAUAAAAGAAAUGUUUCUUUUCUUUUUAUUUACUAUUAUAAUGGUUAAAUAAA